Messenger RNA from Geodia barretti, 1481 nucleotides. NCBI's taxonomy places the organism in Eukaryota, Metazoa, Porifera, Demospongiae, Tetractinellida, Geodiidae. The record is from the annotation of a GenBank genome assembly.
AAUGGGCGGGGCUCACACACGUGUUUUCUGCAGCUGGCUGCCGGUCAGAAAGAGACAGUUGAUGAGGAGACAUGGCAAAGGCCUCAAGCUCACCGGUUGGCGACGACGAGCUUCGGUCCGAAUUGAAGCGGCUAGGUUUCGAGGCGGGCCCGAUCACGGACACAACGAGACAGAUCUACACAGGCAAACUGAAGCAGCUGAAAACGAAAACGAGCGACUCGCCGCCGCUGCUCAAGCCGGCGCAAAGCCCUGUCUCUCUAAAAGAUAAACCGCAGCUCGGAUCCCAAACGCAGUCCGUUGCCACGUGCUGCAGCAGCGGAGGGGUUUCAACAACCACAAAAAAGUCGGUGUCACGUGAGACUGGUACCCAACACUCGUCAUCUUCAACCACCCAGCCUUCUUCCCUGCCCCUCCCUCAACCCCCUCUCUCCUCAAACUCUGUCAUAUCCCAACUGCUACAAUCACUCAACAAUGGCAGCCAUCUUGCCUCUGACACGGCUUUCCUCUUCCCGAGUGGAGAGGUGUUUCUUGCCAGUCGAUCCAUCCUAUCAACCCAGUGCCUUGACCUACUCCCCAUCCUUUACAACAGAGAAGAUGUGUUUGUGGUGAAUGUGAGCACACUCAGCGGGCACACUUCGAGGUUCUUCGUGAGACCGAGUGAGCUAGUGAGAGACCUGAAGGAGAAGAUUUCACUGGUCGAAGCCGUCUCAGUUCCCGAACAGCGGAUCUUCUUUGACCAGACUGAGCUCGCGAACGAGACUCGAAUCGGUCACACUGCCAUGGCAGACGGAUGCGUGGUGCACCUGGUUGUGAACCCUCUCUCCCCGUGUGAGAAAGAACAGCAGGACACUAUGUAUUUCUCGUCCUCCGUCAGCCCCGCCCUCUCUAUCCACCAUCUCUGUCUCAGUGUCGGUCUUGAGCAACUCAUUCCCUUGGGCGGAGCUUUGCAUCACCUCCGCCCGCCCCGCCUACCACUCCCACCUCACAUAUGUCACAUAGUACAUGUGUACGACGUGCCGUAUCCUGCCUGGGCAGUGUUUGUUCACUUCCUUUACUCACAGCAUCUCAGAGAAGACACAGGUCUGGAGGUGAGCGUGUGCUGCAGUGUUCUGGGAGAAAGGUUUAGGCUACCAGGCCUCGUCGGUGCUGCCUUGGGACUAGUCCAGCAGAAACUGACCCCCAACUCUGCCACUCUCCUCCUUCAGUUUGCCGACAGCAUCAGCUCUGACCCACUCAGACAGGUGUGCCUGGCGCACCUCAGAAAAUCUCAACAAGCCCUCAAGACUUGAAUAAUCACCACUGAGGACUCUCCAAGAGUACUUGUGCUCCACUGGACUCUCUAAGAGUGGUAUUAGUGCCAAAAUGCACCGUAAAUCUCACAUCGUCUUGUGGCAGUUGUAUAAUUAUAUGCUGUAUUGUGUCUGGUUGCCGUGGAAUAAGAUACAUUCCAGGUUUCCGUGGCAAAUAAUUCCUAAGUUGAA